AUAUCUGACAACUAUAUGGGAGAUCUAUGUGUUAAUUUUAAGAUAGGGGACAGAUGUGAAGUGGAACCUGGAGAGAGAAGAGGGACGGUCAAAUUUGUUGGUCAGGCAGAAACACUUGCACCUGGGUUUUGGGUUGGAGUGCAGUUUGAUGAACCAGCAGGAAAACAUGACGGCAUGGUGAAAGGGAAACGUUACUUUGACUGCCCUCCCCUUCAUGGUGCAAUGGUCCGACCAGACAAAGUAAAGAUUGGAGAUUAUCCAGAAAAAGACCCCUUUGAGGAAGAGGAAAUUUAAAUUUCAAGAAAUCGCCAGUCUGCUGCUCCGCUUGCUUUGCUUUGCUUAAUCUUUUAAUAGAUAGGAGAUGCCGGUUUUAAAUAUACAAUUGAGCAGAAAAGAUGAGCAAGCUUACCUAAUUGAAAGUCACGGUAAUACUCAGAAAAAUUUUCACUUCGAUGACAAAACCUGAGUGAGUUAUAACAUUUACUCGGCAGUUGUAUACCAAUUGCUAUUGUGAUUGUGAAUGUGUUCUUACUGUUGAUUAUAAGUACAAAUCGGUUAGCAAGUUUCAGAGAUGUUUAUUUCA
Molecule: messenger RNA, 583 nt
Organism: Nicotiana tabacum (common tobacco)
Lineage: Eukaryota; Viridiplantae; Streptophyta; Magnoliopsida; Solanales; Solanaceae
Source: RefSeq, a predicted model, not a curated record